This is a messenger RNA of Brugia pahangi, 270 nucleotides long. The record is from the annotation of a GenBank genome assembly. Lineage: Eukaryota; Metazoa; Nematoda; Chromadorea; Rhabditida; Onchocercidae.
AUGAGCGCAGAUACCGAUAAAAUUGUUGAAGUUCUUCUUAUUAUUAUUCUACCGCCUCUUGCGAUAUGGCACCACGAGCGCAAAUGCGCCUUUCAUCUCUUCCUGAAUAUACUCCUAACAGUAUUUCGCAUCUUGCCAAUUGUUAUUUAUACUACUUCGGCUUCGUCGCAUGAUCACGGCAUAUUUGUAUUAACUAGUAUUGCGACCACAUUCUUGGCGCUGUUAGCCACUUUAUCGAAUAUUGUUCACUCAUAUUUCUGUGGAUGUUGA